Papilio xuthus (Asian swallowtail) is the source of this 4598-nucleotide messenger RNA. It is a transcript of the gene Vps8, whose product is annotated as vacuolar protein sorting 8. The transcript is spliced from 9 exons. The coding region runs from base 189 to 3617 and encodes 1142 amino acids. Gene Ontology annotation, biological process: endosomal vesicle fusion; protein targeting to vacuole. Gene Ontology annotation, cellular component: HOPS complex; late endosome. NCBI's taxonomy places the organism in Eukaryota, Metazoa, Arthropoda, Insecta, Lepidoptera, Papilionidae. Gene Ontology annotation, molecular function: protein binding. The record is from RefSeq and is a predicted model, not a curated record.
CUGCCAUAAGAUACUUUCCAAUAAGAUAUUGUUACUUGAAUUAAAUAGUAUAAUAUACUUUAUUAUAACUGUUUUAUGUUCAAAAAUCUGGUUGUUUUUAAUCAAUCUCUCUAAUACAAUAAAAAUAUUUUAGUCUUCGGGAUCAGUUGGAUUUGAAGUUAUUCGUGAUGUGUUUUUAAUUAAAUUAAAUGAGAAAAACAAUGGAUUUGUUAAAAACACCGUCAAUUCAAUCUUUACUAGAUUCCGAUUUAGAAUCAGUUGAAAGUCUGCAUUAUAUAGACUUUGAAGAGCUUGAUGAAGUUGAAUAUGCAUUACCUGCAAGUGAAGCCCCUACUUUAGCAGAAGCCCUAUCUGCAGAAGAUGGAGGAUUUGAUGACAAUGAUGAUAAGAAGAAAAUGUUCAAAGAGCCAAUGACCUGUUCGGCACUGCAACUGGAAUUUCUGCAAGCUAUAUCUCAACAGUUGACUCAGGCACAAGAAAGGUCACUAGCUGGAGCAGCAACCUCCCUCAGUGUUGGCUCUACUGGAAAGACCACAGUAGGAACAGCUCACGGCCAUAUACUGUCAUUCCAAGAUCAAACCUUGAGAUGGGUUUGUGACGCCAAUGAAAAUUGUGGCGCAGUGACGUGCUUAGCGUACAAUAAUGACAGUACACGACUUUUGGCCGGAUACGCGAGAGGACUUAUCUUUCAAUAUGAAAGCGUAAAAGGAGUUAUUUUGAGACGCGUCACACUUGGUGGUGAAACGUGGGGCGCUCUGCGAGUCACGUGGGCAGGAACCUCCGGCCUCGCACUGGAUACAGGUGGUUCAGUCUGGUUAAUGAAGUUCUCGCGUCCGCUUGGUGUGCGCUCCGCCCGGGUCUCGUGCCUAUUCUCCGGCGCACGAGGCGAGGUAGUCGCAAUGUCUGCACGGGACGCCAGAAUCUUGGCUUUGGCGACACUGUCUCGAGUGAUUAUAGUCGCCGGUGGUCGAGCAGCGGGUGUCCGACUUGAAGGACCACCGGAUACUCUCCCAGUUUUAGAGUGGUGCGAGGCCGAUAGUAGAAUCCUGGUUUGCGCGAGAUUUAACACGUUACAGUGGUUAUCUAUCGACAUAACGGGCACAGCCAUAGUUCUUCGGCCAGUACAAAAAGUAGAGUUGAACGCGACGCCUCUCUGGAUGGGCUGGCUUGGCGGCAGCCUCGCUAUAUUCGACUCCAAUGAAAAUCUUCGACUGUGGGGAGAUGAUAACGAUAAGCCCCUAGAUCUCUCCAAUAUUGAGCCGGUAUAUUCGUCAGCAUUUUUCAAGGGCCUUUGGACGGAUGGUCGUGUGUCUCUUGCGAUGUGCAAAGCUGGAGAAAGUGCGUUGGCGGGGAUUUGUGUUGCAGAAGGCUCUCUGUCAAUUCUCGGUCGCAAAGGAAUAAUGCGAGUGCGUCCUCGUGACAUUCUAGCCAGGACUCGGGCGUUCGUCGCGUCCGGCCGGCACCUACAGGCGCUGCGACUGCUCUGUUCCGCACAGGAUCCCAGCGCAAAGACAGUAGCCGUCGACCUUGUCCACAUGCUGGCAGAAAGGCCCCACAUAUUAAGCAAUAAAAAUGUUGCGAUUCAGACUAUUAAACUAUGUUUGAAAUUCGAAUUAAUCGAGGAGUUAUGGACAAAUUUGUGGGAGAAUUGCUCGACUGAAAAAGCUUUCGUGGAAGCGUUGGGAGAUGCUAUCGUGCGCGGAGAGUUUUCUGCCACGCCGCCUUCGCCUGAUUACACACAAGCGCUGAUAGAGCGGCUUGCCGAGUUCGAGCCGGAGCUGGUGGAACGCGUGGUGGCAUCGGUGCCGCUCACGGCGCUUGACCCACACCGAGCCAGCGUCUUCACCAGGGAGAAGGGUUUGUGGCGCGGCGUCGGCGCUAUCGCUGCUGCUAUAGACGGCAGUAGCGGUGCGAUGCGCACGCUGUCCGAGCACGUGUCGAGCACGUGCGACGCGCGGUCGGGCGGACGCUGCAGCUGCGCGGGUGGCGCACUACUGCUGGCGGCGGCGGACGCGCUGGCGGGCCGCGGCGCCGCCGGACGACCGCUGCCCGAGCACGCUCGCCCCCUCGCACGACACGACGCUCUGCACGCACUACUGCAUCAUAUGGGCAGCGGCGAGUCCCCGCUGGCGGUGCUGGUGCGGCACGAGGCGGCGGCGGCGGUACGGCUGCUGGAGCAGGGAGCGCGCGACCCGCCCUUCGCCGGUCCGCUCGCCAAGCAGAACCGACUGCGUGUCGCCCGCGCGCUGCUCGCUUUAGCCCUCGCACCUCCCCCCGAGCCCGACAUGCAGGAUCCCGGGUGUCAGAUUGAGAUACUCGAUUUUAUAAGCGGGCAACUGCAGUCAGGCGCGCUGCCGCUGGACCAGGAGGUAGUGAACGGCGUCCGGCAGCUGGCCACAGCGGCCGAGGGCGAGCGCGCCGACCGCGCCUGGCUCGGCCUCGUGACGCGGCUGCGCGCGCAGCGCGACCAAGCCCUCGCCGCCUACAGGGACGCCAUACCGCGCCCGAGAGUACUCUGGCGAUUCGACGUCCUGCUCGAUAGACACGAAAAUGUUCUAGACCAGUUUUUUAAAAUACAACAGCCUUCCUCGUUAGAUCUGGACGAACUCAUAGAAUAUAUCCGAUCGAGGUUCCAAGUGGACGAUACCAUAAAGGCACGGUUGCAGCCGCACCUGAAAUCUCUUAUUGAAUUUCGACCGCAGGCGUCCGCGGCUAUAGUCAAGGACCAUUAUGAAGCAUCGAUAGCUAACAUUUUAAGUACGCUGGAAGGGGAGUGCGCACUAGAAUUCGGACGGCGACUUCUGGACAUGGGGAGCCUCAAGGGCGACGCGGCGGCCAUAUAUCUCCGGAGGCUAUGCACGUUGCGGCCUACGGAGGUUAAAAAAUUCUUAGAGAACGGCGCCGGUGUAGUUCGACCGGAGGACGCUUUGGCCAUAAUUAAGGAGCUCGGUCCGAAAGAGGCCGAGCCGACGUGCCUCGAGGCUACGGGCGACCCUUCCGGGGCGCUCGAUUCGAUGUUGGACCUGAUUUCGUUGAACGCUGACACCAAAGCGGCUCGCAUCGCCGAAGCGUGCGAGCUAUGCGUGCGCGUUGCGCCGAGUGCGCCGCCGGAACUCUCCGCGGAGAUGUGGACACGGCUGUUGCGGCGGGUCGACGAGGUGCCCCCCUCCUUGCUAUUCGAGGCCAUAGCCUAUUUGCCAGUCGACGAACUAUUGGUGAAAACUUGUGAUUCUCCAAAAGUGGCGCUCACCAUACUGGAGAGCGGCGCGGGGAGGUUGCGCGUAUGGGAAUGCGCGAGAAGAAUAGCAGAGCAGGAAUCUCACGGCGCUUUGGCGAGUGCGCUGGCGAAGGCGCGAAAAGGUGUGGCGGUGCGAGGCGACUGCCUGCACUGCGGCGAGAGAUUGGUGUCGCGGAUAGCGGCGCGCACGGCGCACUGUUCGCGAGCAUUUCACGCCGAUUGUGACGGUGCGACCGUCUGCCCCACUUGCGGCAAAGGUAUUCCCACUGAGGUGUACGUGUUGCCGCCUCUCAGUCGCCGCCUGUUCUCGUCGAUACCGCAGGACAAUCCACUGCUAUUGGCUGCACCUCCUAGACCGGACCUCGAAGGCGUCGCAUAAAUAAGUUAAAUAAUAAACUAAGAACUGAACUAUUUAUAUUGUUACAUUUAAUUGAACUUAAAUAAAGCUAUUAUCUUAAUAAAAAUUGACACGUUCCGAGUAUGUUCACAAUAAGUGCAGACUUGUAAGUAUAAUACCUAUAUGUUACUAUCUUGUAUCUAAUAUUGUUACUUUCUAGCUGUAAUUCUACCACAUAAAUAAAUAUACAAAUAUAUAUUGUUUUUUUAUUCUAACUCAACCAGCGCUAGUUUCGCGUCCAUCGAGCUAUUUUCCUGUAGUAACGUAGAUUAACGUUAAGGAAGAAAGUAAGUUAAUAACAAAUAUAUACAUCCACAAUGUAUAUAAAGUUUAAUCAAAAAUUUAACUUCUACAUCCAGGAGAAAUUGAACUUAGAAUAAGAUUUUCGAUAUGAAUCUGUUUUUAUUAAAACAUAAAAUGAAUAUAAAGAAAACACGUUACAUAUAACCCUUAUUCUAUAAUAUGUACUUUCAAAGAGUUGAGUGAUUCCAACUACCAAGUUUAGUGCAGUUAGAGCAGUACAAUCCACAACUUCAUUUCCUUUACAAAACCCAAUGAUGACAAUCUGUGUAAAUAAAUUUCUUUUAAAUAUUUUAUCUAUGCAAAGGACAAUGACAAAUUUUUUCACAAAAUAAUUUUAUAGUCAAACAUGGAUAUCUGGCCCGAUGAGAAAAGGCUUCAUAUAUUUUCUUAGACAAGUAAUUGCGGUAACCUCUCUGACCGGCUCAGAUAUCGAUAUAUUCUUGUCGCACUUUUAUGUUCAGUUUAUAUGAAGCCUCUUUACUAAAAAAAUGAAUUCCUAAUUUUAACAUAAUAUGUAUUGCAAUUAUUACUACACGGUAGUCUCCCUUUGUAUUAAUUUUUUUUUAAAUAUGAUAUUAAUUUUAUUGUACGAACUUGAAUAAUCGAGAGCAUGCGCCAAACAAAUAAUUGAUCAGUUAAUUUAACAAUUAAUAAAUAUUU